Messenger RNA from Carya illinoinensis, 1637 nucleotides. RefSeq names its product protein YELLOW LEAF 1, choloroplastic-like. Gene Ontology annotation, biological process: thylakoid membrane organization; chloroplast organization. The coding region runs from base 839 to 1360 and encodes 173 amino acids. Gene Ontology annotation, cellular component: chloroplast. The record is from RefSeq and is a predicted model, not a curated record. The transcript is spliced from 4 exons. NCBI's taxonomy places the organism in Eukaryota, Viridiplantae, Streptophyta, Magnoliopsida, Fagales, Juglandaceae.
CUACUUCCUGUAAUUUAGCAUAAAAAUACAUUGAGUUGAUAUGUGUUCUUUGGAUUCGAAACUGCGAAAUACACUUUUGUUUCACCAUAGUUGAAGUGUUCAAAAAAUUGAGUGGGGAAUAUAGAUAGAUUUAUCUUCAGAUAGAUUGACGCCAAAAAUGUGUUAACUACUUGUAUUUAUUCUGCACAUAGUGGCAUGGUUACAUGUGUAGUUUACAUGUAUAACACUCCGACCGUGCAAUUUGCUUUGGUCAGCUGUGAGUUCAUGAGACUUUGGUGCGAAGGAUAUAUAUUUUCUUGAAACUGAUUAUUUUGGUGGAGUAGAGGAAUUUGUCACACACAAAAAUAUGGUCAUUUUUUUUUAAGUCUUUCCAUUGAUCAUAUGAUAGAGAUUUUGAUACUUUUCUAUAUCCUAUUUCAGUCUGAAAACUGCUUGUGUUCCAGUUUCUGGCCUCAUUAUUAUGUUUUGCCAAUGGUUUCUUCCAUUUCUCUCUUAUAUAGGUGAUAUUAUAUCUAAGAUUAUAAACUGAACUACUUCAAUGCAAACCAUUUAACAUUUUGUUAAUUGGGCCAAGUUGUUGUCAAGGGUGCAAAUAUGACCACGCAACUUGGUGCUACACCAAUCUUGGUCAUCCUUUAGCUUUACUCCACGGAUUGAAUCAGAUGUGUAUAUUUGAGUGAAACCAACCCAAAGUAUUUGUUGGAGCCAAGUCUCAAGUGGACUGAAUUAAGCUCAACAAUUUUCAGGAAUUUCAUGCUUUUGAUUUACCCCUUCUUUUUCGUGUUAAUGGUGAAGAUGACAUAAAAGAAGAGAGGAUAUAUUGUCCCACCCUUGGUGUAUGUUUCGUUUAUGCCAUAAUUCCUUUUGCGUGAAAAGAGAGGGUCAAUGCAGGGGGCAUACUAAGCUUACUGGAUCUAAUCAAGUGAAGACUUUUUUUGUUCCAUUUCAAGAGUUCAGUGGAAAAACGCGAACACUUGAAAUUGUAAGAGCAGGACCGCCAGGGCUUGGUGCACAAAUUUUGCCUAUUGAUAGAAGAGGACCUACUAUUCAUUCAACUCGAACACAGUCUGCUUCCUUACUAUGCCAUUCCUCGUUGAAUGCAAGAUGUGGUGCAGAGCAAACUCAAACUGUGACACGUGAGGCGCCAACUAUCACUCACGUUCCUGGCAAGGAAAAGUCGCCUCAACUUGAUGAUGGUGGGUCUGGAUUCCCGCCUCGUGAUGAUGGUGAUGGUGGUGGUGGAGGCGGUGGAGGUGGAGGCAACUGGUCUGGUGGAUUUUUCUUUUUUGGCUUUCUUGCCUUUCUAGGCUUUUUAAAGGAUAAGGAAAGUGAGGGGGCUUAUCGUGAUGAGAGAAGAUGAGAGAGAACGAUUAGAAAUUAAUAAUAGUUUUGGCGAGUAUUUUGGCGCUGCGUUCUUUCUGUAUAACUAUCAUAGAUGGCUUUUGAGUCUAAACAUGCCAACUUUGUUAUAUAUAGCUCGAGUUUUAUUGGCGUAUUGGCUGUGUGCAGCUUUAAAAUAGGAGGGUGGUUUACUGGUUUGCAUGGACAUAACUCUCUGUCAACAUCGUGUUUUUUUCUUCAUGCCUCUCUUUGACGGAGAAUUUUCAGGUGUAAUUGCUGCAAUUUUGCUCUGUUAA